This is a messenger RNA of Patella vulgata (common limpet), 1178 nucleotides long. Its product is annotated as glycoprotein-N-acetylgalactosamine 3-beta-galactosyltransferase 1. NCBI's taxonomy places the organism in Eukaryota, Metazoa, Mollusca, Gastropoda, Patellidae. The transcript is spliced from 4 exons. Gene Ontology annotation, molecular function: N-acetylgalactosaminide beta-1,3-galactosyltransferase activity. The record is from RefSeq and is a predicted model, not a curated record. Gene Ontology annotation, cellular component: membrane. Bases 181 to 1101 code for a protein of 306 amino acids.
CAAUUACGCAUUGAUUAUUCGAUAUGCGGAGCAGCUUAGAAAACACCUCGGUGUAAAUAUAGUAGGUUUUACUUUCCCGAUUGCAUUUCAAUACCUUUAUUUGAGUGUAGACAUGUAUGUAUUAACCAGUAUGUUCACGGAUUGAAAUAAGUGAAAGGUGUAACAGAUGAAAAGACCAAUAUGAAAACUAAAACGAUUGUCACCUGUAUUUUGGUGUGGGCGGUUUGUUUAAUAAUAUACCAAGUAGUACGCAUGCAUAUAGUACCAUACACAAAAGGCUUACAAAGACGGGGAGAUAACCUAAUGCUAGUUUCAGAGCAAGAGGGUGGAAUAAUCACAGGUGACGCAGAGGGAAAAAACAAAAUUCACCGGAUAUUUUGCAUCAUUUUUACUAUUCCCAAAAAUAUAAUGAAAGCUUUAGCUGUGAAAAAUACGUGGGCUAAAAGAUGCGACAAAUACCUGUUCUUUAGUAAUACGACCAAUGCAUCAUUACCAAUGGCCGCCUUAAAUAUGACGGAAGGUCGAGAGUUUCUACCGAGAAAAAGUAGAUUAGCCUUUGAAUACGCUUAUGAGCAUUACGGCUCGGAUUUUGACUGGUUCCUGAAAGCAGACGAUGAUACUUAUGUGAUAGUGGAAAACUUACGUCAUCAUUUAAAACAAUUUAACCCGGAUGAACCUGUUUAUGUUGGGAAAAAGUUCUCUACGCAUCACAAUCAUACCCAUUAUAUGAGCGGCGGGGCGGGUUAUAUUUUUAGCCGUACUGCCGUAAAAUCGAUGGUUUCCGAAUGUUUCCUAAAAUACAGUAAUUAUUUUCGUGGUGGUAUGGAAGACAUAGCUGUGGGACAGUGUGCGAAAAUGUUUCAUUAUAAUAUGGUGAACGUAUCCACGGACGCCUUGGACAGGGAAAAAUUUCAUAGUCUACAUCCGGGUAAUUAUCUGGAUGCUGAUGUGCCCGAAUGGUUAUACAGAUUUUCGUUCUCUAAAGUAAGAACGGGAUUUGAUUGUUGCAGUAAUGAAACUAUCUCAUUCCAUUAUGUCUCACCUAAGGAAAUCUAUCUUAUAGAUUUAUUUUUAUAUCAUAUUCAAAUUGCUAAAACUUAAUAUCAAUACUUAUUUUAUUGUAUGCCUAUCACGUAUGUAGAUUUUAUAAAAUAUUAAAGAAAAAUAAAAAGACAAUC